UUUAUUCACAGAUCUCCGAAGAUUGUCCACCAGCUGCCUACUUCAUACAAUGUCUCAAUUGCCCAGCCCAGCCCAAGCUUACGUAAAUCCUCGGUCGAAUGAAUCUGGAGACUCUGGAUUCGGUAGCAACCCUCGGUCAAAUGAUCCUCCUAUCCAGGACUGCUUAAGCCCCAUAUCAAAAACAUCUGAAGACACUGGAAUCGGUAGCAACCCUGGGUCAAAUAAUCCUACCCAGCACUGCUUCAGCCCCAUGUCAAACACAUUUGGAGACACUGGAAUCGGUAGCAACCCUGGGUCAAAUAAUCCUCCUACCCAGGACGACUGCUUCAGCCACAUGUCAAACACAUCUGGAGACUUAUCAAGUGUUGGUGACAACGUUAUGUGGAAUCAUGGGACAGUCUCGUGUAAUGACGUUUCAAACAGCAUUCAAUUUGUUGGCAAUCUUGGAUCAAACAAUCCAGUAAGCUUUGCCAACUCUGCAGGAAGCAGCGCUGUAGCAUACACAAACACUGGACAUUGCGAUCCAGCAAGCUAUGAAAACUUUGGAGCAAACAUUCCAGUAGCUCACGCAGUCACGGGACAAAGCAACCCAGCAAGCAUGAGCUGGUCACCGGACACUGCAGUGGCUUACACCAACAACACCGAAACAAGCAACCCAGCAAGCUAUCCCAAUUUCAAUCUGGAGACGUUGGACGUUUUAUUGGCCUCCAUUCGUCGCGAUGAAGAAUUGGCCAGUGCACCUGAGGUGACGGACAACAUGAUGCAUCUGGAGAUGCCGAGAAAUGUCACGCCGAACUUGUUUGAAUUGCAGGUUGGAAGUAACUCGCAGAUGACAGAUGUGAUGCAGAGUGCAUCUCCGAUGCAAGUACAACCAUACUUGAAAAUAUUAAGACAACCACAGAGAAACGGGCAUAGGUUUCGAUAUACGUCGGAGCGUGGCAGUCAUGGAACCCUAGAGGCUGAGAGAAUGAGUAGGGACCAGAAGAAAAAGGAGUAUGUUAGUGUCAAGUUGGUAGGUUAUGGACCGCGAGCUAAGAUAGUAGUAAGUUUGGUCACCAACGACAGUCAACGUGAGUCGCACAUUCACCGAUUGGUAUCCAAAAAGUCUGAUCUCUCCGCUAACGUAUGGAGCCACCCAGAAUUACAAGUGGACAUGGCGUGUGAGAUGACUGCCACGUUCAGUGACAUAGCAGUUACGGUUGUUCCACAGAAGAUGCUGACGGAUAUGCACUUUAAAGAGCAUAUAUCUGCAGAAAAAGGAAAGAGCCGCAGUGUUCCUAUAAACUCUGCUGUUAGGAAGAAGCUCGAUGAAGAACUGAAGUCGAAAAAUAAGAGGCUUAAAAAAUUUGACGGCCAGCACAUUGUGGUUCUCAAGUUUGAAGCAUAUUCGCUGAAUGGCGAUGGCUCGACCGGCCCCCAGCUGUGCAGUCCUGUCUUUUCUAGUGAGGUAAUCAACCAAAGAUCAACCCAGAAUGGAGAAUUGAGGAUAUCUAAGAUUAGCAAGUCAUCAGAAUCUUGCAAAGGUGGUCACAGCAGAGAGAAUGAUACUCAAAUGCUAAUGUUCACUAGUAAAGUAAAGAAAGGAG
Molecule: messenger RNA, 1586 nt
Organism: Priapulus caudatus
Lineage: Eukaryota; Metazoa; Priapulida; Priapulimorpha; Priapulimorphida; Priapulidae
Exons: 7
Biological process (GO): inflammatory response; cellular response to stress; regulation of DNA-templated transcription
Cellular component (GO): cytoplasm
Molecular function (GO): DNA-binding transcription factor activity; DNA binding
Source: RefSeq, a predicted model, not a curated record